AUGCCAUAAAGAGGGGAAGUCGAGCGUCUGUGUUUAGUUGAGGACUGCUUUGCAAUGCCGUGGAAAAAGUGAUUUUUGGGUGUAAUUAUAAGGAUUCCUGCCUGGGAAAGUGGUCAAAAUGAUGCGGAUUGUGGCCCUGAAUGAGGACUCCAACAGUGCGAGCAGCGAAGAUCUCGAACCACAAGUCACGAGAGAGGCGGAGGAAACCAUCGCUGUGUCUGAAUAUAUGAGAGCUCUGAGUCUCAAGCAAAAGGGCUCCGUUGAUGUUGCGCUGAAACUGCUGCUGGAACUGUUGGAGACGCAAGUGCUGUGCGAGGUGUCGCCGGAGAACAAGAAUGACAAACUCUUCUCAGUGAAGUACAAUUGCUUCCGAAACAUUGGAUUAAUUUAUGAGGACAAGGGCGAGAAACAGAAUGCUCUCAAGUACCUUGUGGACGCAUUUGAACUUGAUGCCACGGAUGUAUACACGAUGGUGCGCCUUGGGAAGCUAGCACUGUCGCUGAAUAACCUAGAUAUAGCCAGUAUAGCGUUCCAGAAGUGUUUGGAUGUGAAUCCUAAUCACUGGUCAGCUGCCGAUGGUCUUCUGGAAGUGUACUGUCGCAACGCCAGUUUCCUGAAUGCAUACGGCUGGGCACUGCACUGGCAUAAGAAAGACAGCAACUACCAGAAAGCCAUUGACGUUUUGGUGGAGAUUCAUGAGAGAUUCAGCGGAUGUAUUCCAUUUUUUGAAGAUGUCUGGAUGGGAUCAUUUGACUACAAGAAGUAUGCGGAUAAGAGGAGCAAUUCUGGAAGUGUCUUCCCAGGACCGGUGGACAUUCCAGAAGUGGAAGACAAGCGUGAGAAGCCAGACUUGUCCCAGUACAAAGUCACAGAGUUCACCUGGCUCUCGGUUGGAGAUCUCAUCAUAAAUCUGUAUGAACUUCUGAACCAAGAUGUGGAUAAUUUCUUAAAUGGAUAUACAUGGAGUGAUCUGAAGACAGCCGAAGAGUGCCAUAUGAAUGGGAUAAAUGGAGAGACACACUCAUCAGAUGUCCAGAAUGAAGAGUCCAUGAAGAUGGAGACGGAGUGUGCGAUCUUAUCAGAGACUGAAGAUGCGGUGGAAGUAAAGAAUGAUGUAAUGGAGCCACCUCCAGUGCCUGCAUCCAGUGAUAACAGUUCAAACCCAGCGAAAAGCGAUGACUCGUCUGCAGUGGAUAAGCCUAAGAAACGACGAGGAAGUGAUCUUAAGCACUUGGAGCAAUGGGGUUGGCACAAGAGCCGCGCAAGGAAGAAGCCAACGAGUGUAGCUCCUCUGGAACAGGUGGAUAAAACAUGUUCUGGCUAUCUGAAACGGAUCUUGGCAAAGUACUACAGUGAAACCUUCGACACCAGUGAAUCACCCUUCGUGGAGACCAAAAUUCCGGAGAAGGACACCUCGGAUGGCAAGAGAGGAAGGCAUGGUGAUUUUCAGACACCCUCAACAGCCACGGAGGAUGACUUUCAGAAGAGAACGACUGAGGAAUUCGAGAAGUUUGUGGGAGAGUUGCAGACAUUCGAUCUGAUCCUGCUACUCAGCAAGUGGCUGGAAUAUAUUGCCAAGCUCUGGACACAGUCCAUUCCUCGGCCAAUCUGUGAGCAGUAUCUGAAGAUCUAUAAAUAUUAUCUCAAUCAUUAUGACUUGAAUGCGUGGAAUCAGCUUGAGUAUCGGGAGUUCCAGAGUGUUUAUCAGAUGACUCUCUUCUAUCUGGAACAGGAACACGAGAGGAUCGCAGUGAAGAAGCUGAGCAAGGAGGAAUUCAGUGGAGAGUAUCGACGCCUUCUUCUACAUUUGAUGUUCUACAGUGGUUUUUACAUGCUUGAGGAUGAGGAUCAGCAUUGCCUGAACCUCAUGAGACUCUUCUGGAUAAAUUACAUCGUGUCAAAAUACGAGAACAAUCUCGAAGUGGCAAUAGAUUUUGUGUACAAGAUCAAUGAGUUGUUCCAAGAGGAUGAGAAGAGACUCACUGUAGCAGUGGAUCUGCCCAACAAGACUCUCGAGAGUCACAUUGACGUCACAAUAAUCCGUGAUCUCAUGUCUUCGCUGCAGCGCACAAUAAAGCUCAACAAUGUGGCAAAUCUGUACAAGGAUCACAAGUUCAGAGAGUUGGUGGUGAUUUUGAAAGACAGUCUGAUAAAUUGUACAGAGAUCAAGAACUCUGACAACACACUCAUGAAGAUUAACACACAGUUUGAAGUGUUGCUCGAGUCAUUGUGGAAUCUGAAUGACUUCGAGGAAUGCUUCAGAUGGUCGGAAAAGUGUCUGAAAUACGCUGUGGACUUUUUCCUCACCAUACCAGAGAACUCCUAUCGCCUGAAGGAAUGGGGUGAGUCUGUCAAUUUCAUCCUGAUGUACCUCGAGGCCCUUCUGAAGCAUGAAGGCGGUGAUGUCCUUAACUGUCUGGCACAGUACGAGGCGAGACUUGUUCAGAGUCUUGUGAACAUAGUCACUAGUCAAGUGGAUUCGCCAUUCGAGAAGAGCAGCACUCAAGUGCACACGAUCAACUUCAAGAUUCCCUGGAUUCUGCUGCAUGCCUUCGUGCAGCGCGAAGAAGAUCGUCAGCACGCUGUGGCGAAGAAGAUGAAAUCAUCCAGUGACACUUCGGAUCAGGAGGACGAAGAGGAGUCCAUGCCGAACUCCGUACUUAUCUUCUUCACGGCCCAUGAAUAUCUGGGAAAGAAGUUCUGGUGCACGAAAGAUGGUGGUCAGCUGAUGAGUUACGCUUUGGACAUUGUGGUGCCUCUCAUCAGAUCACCUAUUCUGGAGCCUUUUAGGGACAUUGUGAUGGAGUAUGUGGAGCAAUUGACUUAUUGUCUAUUCGCUUAUCCGCCGAAGAGGGCUCGAUCGCGACACAUCGAGGAGCAUGAGUCCACACAGAGUGAAUUGACGUGGGAAAAGGCGAUGCAGCUCUUUGAGAUCUAUCGUCCUGACAAUCUUCCAGAGUUUGACUCCUACAAAGUGGAUUCGAUAACUACAGACUUGGAGCAACUGUUUCAAAGAAUCCUGGCACUCACACCGAAGGAUAUCAACAUUUUAGCAGCUGCGAACACAAUCAAGGAAUUCAUUAACGGAGAUUCAACAACUUUACCUGAGUAUUCGCUCGUUUCGGCUUUUCCGAUGCGUGUUGCUUCCAUUUUCUACCUCUUGGCGGAUCAUUAUUUCAAGAAUAGAGACUUCACCAAGUCCAUCAGGUAUUAUAUUCAGGAUUUGGCACUGAAUCCCUGUCGUUUUGAUGCAUGGGCGGGAUUGGCGCUCUCGAAGGCAACAAAGUUGGAAACGAAAUUGAACUCUUGCAUCCCAUUCAACACAAAAGACUUCCUUAUUCAAUCAGAGGAGACACUACGCUGCUUCCAACAGUGCAUCAAGCUCAAUGAAACUCACAUUGCCGUGUGGAUUGAGUACGGAACUUUUGCCUACACUCUCCACUCUUACUGUUCGCGCAAUCUCAAGCAGACCAGCGAGACGCUGUCGAUGGAACGCUUUGCCUUUGUUGAGGAUCGCAAGGAGCAGUGUAUUAAGAUUGCUUAUGAUUGCUUCCACACGGUUGAAAUGUUGAAGCAUGUGGAUGAGAUGAAGGGCAAUGCUGAGGAGUCGCAUGAGGAGAAGUGGCUCUAUCACUAUAUGCUGGGAAAAGUGUCUGAGAAGCGGAAGGAACAGCCGAGUGUCUACUUGGACCACUACAUGAAGGCUUCCAAGUACCUCUACGAUAGCAAUGCGACAUAUCCCAUUCGGAUUAGUCACAGCAAUCCGCAAAAUUUGUCCGUUGAGGCAUUGGAGAUAUUCUAUCGCAUCACAGCGGCGGUUAUAAAAUACUUAGAGCAGCAUCGUACUGUGACUAGAGAGACUGGGAAGUUGUUCAAUAAGGUGCUGAAGCAGCUGGCCAACAGUGCUUUCAUGUUCAAUCAGGCGAAGUUGGAUAACAAUAGUUUGAAUGCACUCAAGAGACAGAAGAUCGCUGUUGCAACUGUUGAGAGUGCGAAGAGGCAGAAGACUGAGGAGAAUCCAGCGACUGAAGUUGCCGCUGAACCGACAAAUGGAAUGGAAGUGAACCCAGCGGAGGAGAUUAAGGUCAAGGAAGCGACUGAAGAGGAAGUGAAGGAUAAAGAGGCGCCUGUGGAGGAAGUUAAGGCAAAGGAAUCGGUGCCACAGACACACGUUAGGAGGAGUUCUCAGGAAUCAACUGCCACGUCUGUCACGACGACCACAACCACUGGCACUACUGGAACGUCCAGUUCCUCCUCCAGUUCCUCUUCUGAAUCUGGAAGCAGUGACACUGAAACGGAAUCUGAGUCGUCAAGUGAUGAUGAGCAGAAAAAGAAUACACCUCUGACAGAUGAUGAAUUGGAGGCGAUCUAUAAGGCGUGCGUGAAGAAUUUUGAGGAGUGCUUGGCUCGAUUUCCCGAACACUUCAAGUCUGUCCAUCGGCUGGUGCAUCACUAUCUCACGGCGCCAGAGAAGAUGCGCUCCAUGGAGAAGUCCAAGCAGCUGCUCCUGGGCACUUACACAACGACGCUGGGUAACAGAAUCCAGGGGCUGUUCGUUGAUCGCAAGACCAAUAACUUCUUCAAUGGAAUCUGGCGGAAUCCUUCCUCGGAGAUCGAUCGUCCGGGCAGUUUUGCCUCUCAUCUGUCCAAAUGUGUGAUUGUGUUGAUGGAUGUGUUGAAAGCGAAUUGUGAUUAUAGGAUUCUGUUUGAGUUGGCACUGCAGCUGCACAGAUCUCCCGAGGCGGACAAGAAGUACAUCAAGGACACAGAGAGAAAGGAGCUCUUUCAGCAGGCGGUGUCCUUCUGUGUGCAGUCAUUCAGGAGUCUGCUGAAGCGACACGGAAGCGAUGAGAGGAACGAUGGGAAGUUGCUGGAUCUCAUCAUUGAAAUAUACACCACUCAUCGGAAGUGUUUUAAGCAUAUGCAACAGAAGGAGAACAUCUUCAUGGGAGUGUUGGUGGAUGCAUACAAAUGCUAUAUUCAGGACAAGAUUCCCAAGUUGCCUGACAACAUCCACUUAGGAGACUUGGCUGUGAAACUCUGCGUGCAGGAAAUGACCAAUAGGAGAACGCAAGAGAAGCAGGCAGCCCUGGGAAAUCCUCAGCAUACUCACAAUCAGGAGACUGCAGAUGGUGCUGGCAGGGAGAUUUCCCUCGGUACUGGCAUGGCAUCUACGAAGAUCAGCCAAACAAUGGUGACUGCCUCACUAACAACCACAACUCCCAAGUCUACGUAUAUUCCGGGAUUGUCGAGGCCUCGAGGACGUCCGGCGGGCAGUAAGAACAGUUCAGCGACAACGACAACAUCCACGAUUAAUCCACUGUUGGACUCUCAACUGGCGACUUUUAUGGCAAUGUACUCCAAUCCGUCGCUUUUCUCUUCAGCCGGAUUCGGAUCUUCUGGCUCAGAAUCGGGGAUGAACUCUUUCCUGGCUGAGUACUAUAAGAUGGCAUUGGCACCGAGUCUGGGCAUGGUUCCCAGUCUACCAUCACUGCCCAAUCCUCUGCUUGGUCUGGGUGGCAUGAAAAUGAACUCAAUAACACCGAAAUUGCCGUCAGGAACGACACUUCAACCUCAGAUGUCGGCAAAAGCGUCAAAAUCCAGUUCAACUCCUCAAAUACCUCAAGUUGAUAUGAAGAGCAUCAUCGCCUCAGCGGCUAGUAUGGUGGCGUCUAGUGGGAAGACAACUUCCAGCACAAUUAACCUCGGCGGUGGGCAGCUGACGAUCACACCGACUCAGCAAUGUGCGACGAAGGAGUCACAAAAAGGCGGUGAGGCGGGAAAGAGUUCGUCAAAGCCGAGUUAUGCUCAGGAAGUCAUCAAUGCCGUGGCGAAUAAGAUCAAGAUGCCGUCUAUGGGAUCUCGCUUCUCUCUGCCGUCAGAAUUGCCUAAAUCGCUGACCAUUACGCCUUCUAUGGAGCCGCCGAAGAGGCCUGCGAGUAUGGAUAGCCAAAUGGCGAAACUGGAUGUGUUCCACAAAGGAGUUCUGCCGCCAAAUCCCACCUCAAAGGCCAAAACGGCAAGGAAGCGAACUACGCCAUAUUCCAGAUCAGCCGCCAAUGUUCCGCCCAUAACGUCGAUGAGCCAGUGGAGUCAGUUGGUGUCGCAGUACAAGACUGGCAUGAGCAUGCCGAGUCAGGCGGAGAUGAUGAGACUGCAGACAUACAGGGAUUCCUACUUGGAGUUCCUCAGCAAUCCCAAGGCGAGCUUCCCAGGCACUCCACCUGCUCAAAGUGGCAGCAAGAAGACACAAUCUUCACGAUCACGCGACACAACUCAGGUGAUCUCGGCGCAGAGCUUGAUCUCGAGCAGCAAGAUUAGUCAGUCGAAGGUGGACAUCCCGAAGUCAUCACUGCCAAAUUUCUCCUUGCCACCACUGCCCACGUCUCCGGCACUGUCUGUCUCUGCCGCGAAGUCACCUCAGAUCCCCAUGACGUCGCCGAUGAUGGGCUCACCCACGAAGACGCUGCAGCAAAAGCUGGCGGAGCGCCAGAAGGCCAAUGCGUCGCUGAAUGAGAAGAAGGAGGCGGCAAAGUCGGCCACGAGCAAUCCACGACGUUUGCAUCCCGAUGAUGAUGUUAUUGUGCUGGAUUGACGUUAAGAGAAUGGGAUGUCGUUGGAUUAAUUUAUUUCUCAUCUCUGUUUCCAAAAAUAAGACAGGGAUCUUGGGAUCAUUACAAGAAGUCAAUGAACAUAACUAUAAAAGAGAUCUCUGGCCAUCAGUGAGAUUAUUAGAUUUUUGUAAAGAUCCGCCCGCCGACAAUUCAAAUACCGCCUCGAUAUGUACACAAUAAAAUCGAGUUAAUCACCUUUCGCGACUGUAUGCAGUCCAAAGCUCUUGUCCAGGUGUUCAGGGGGUGUGUUAUUAAACAACGUAAAAGCUUAUUCAUUACAAUAGACAAAAAAGAAGAAGAAUGAGGCAUUUCACACGCGAUCAGUGAUAAAAGGUGGAAACUCAACGGCAAAACAUUGAUGUCUCUUUUCUAAAAAUUAAUAAAUUAACACAUGUAUAAAGUGAUCACACA
Molecule: messenger RNA, 7025 nt
Organism: Phlebotomus argentipes
Lineage: Eukaryota; Metazoa; Arthropoda; Insecta; Diptera; Psychodidae
Product: calcineurin-binding protein cabin-1-like
Exons: 5
Coding region: 119-6595 (2158 amino acids)
Biological process (GO): chromatin organization
Cellular component (GO): nucleus
Molecular function (GO): nucleosome binding; protein binding
Source: RefSeq, a predicted model, not a curated record